GAAUACAUUGUUUUUUUUACGAUAAUGUUACGGUCUCUUGUUUAUCAAUUCUUAGCCCUUAUCUUGCAAGCAAUGCUAAUUAAACAGCGAGUUUAGUUUAAGUGAAUUACAUAAGAAAAAAUACUUUACUCUUAUUAUUGAGGACGUAUAUACUACUAUCAAUGCGUAGAUUCUUGCAUCAUGCCAGCACUUGAAUACGAAUGACGUAUCACAAGAAACUGGAAUGAUUAAUAUAGCGCGGUAGGAACCAGUAGUCUAGCAGUAGCUUGCACUCGAUCGUGGUGACAACAUCAUAUAUUGGUGUGCUAUAUCUAGUGUUUUAAUCUUUGUACGUACAUUUAAACUCCGGCAAAAGUUUUGCAGAAUAUUUUGCCAUGGAUUUCUGGUCGAUUUUGUUAUCGAUAAUAAUCGGUGUCUUCGGCAUUCAUUAUCUUUUUCAACACUUUAACUUCUUUAAAAGACACGGAAUUAUCCACAUACCGUCUAAGCCGAUACUUGGUACUAUGUCAUCUGCUAUAUUUCGACGAAUAUCAUUCGUUGAUUACAUAAAGAAAACGUACAACUACAAUUCGGAUGCAAAAUACAUUGGAAUGUACGGAACGACAAAUCCGGUGUUUCUGCUUCGUGAUCCAGAACUUAUCAAAACUGUGCUGAUCAAGAAUUUUGAAGCAUUUCCCAAUCGCCGUGGUUUUGACGAAUUCGACGAUCCUCUAUUUUCCAAGAAUCUGUUCUCUCUUCAAGGGGAAAAAUGGCGGAAUGUGAGAAACCUGUUGAGUCCUUCUUUUACGUCCAGUAAAAUGAAAAACAUGUUCACACUGAUGUCAGAAUGCGCAGUGGACUUUGUUAAAAAUCUGUCAGAAUUAACAGUGAGUGACAGUGAUAUAAAUUUAAAAGACGCUUUUACUAAAUACACGAACGACGUCAUCGCUACUUGUGCUUUCGGGAUCAAGAUCGAUUCUAUGAAGGAUCCGAAAAACAAAUUUUAUGUUUACGGCAGAGAGAUGACAAACUUCUCGGGAACUCGUGCCCUCAAGUUUUUCUUUGUAAGAACAUUUCCGAUGCUCGGGAAACUCUUUCAUAUCAAGCUUAUAAGUAAGGACACGGCAGACUUUUUCAGAAACAUUAUAGAAACUGCAAUCGCUACCCGUGAUGCCGAACACAUUACACGUCCGGAUAUGCUACAGUUGAUGAUGGAUGUAAGAGGCAAAGAAGGUCGACGAGCAUUAGAUAUAGAAGAAAUAGUCGCACAGGCGUUUAUAUUCUUCUUCGGUGGCUUCGACACUACUUCAACCACAAUGUGCUUCGCCGCUCACUCGCUCGCGGUUAAUCCUGAUGUUCAAAUUAAGUUACGGCAAGAGAUCGACAAAGUGCUUGAAGCGUCGGGAGGAGAAGUAACUUAUGAAGCGAUCAACCAUUUGGAAUAUUUAGAAGCGGUAAUAAACGAGACUCUCAGAAUGUACGCACCAAUCGGCUUUUUAGAAAGAAUAUGCGAAAAAGAUUUCGAAUUACCGCCCGCGUUACCGGAUGAGAAACCCUUCGUCAUGAAGAAAGAUAUGGUGGUCUGGAUUCCACUUUUUGCGAUUCAUUAUGACGAAAAAUAUUACGAUAAUCCAGAAGAAUUUCGUCCGGAAAGAUUUUUGAACAAAACGUAUCACAAUUCUCCGUGUUAUUUUCCGUUUGGAGCAGGUCCGCGCAUGUGCAUUGCCAACAGAUUUGCCUUGUUGGAAGUUAAAGUGUUGUUGUUUCACUUAUUGGCGCGUUGCGAACUGAAACGUUGUGCGAAGACUACAUGGCCAAUGAAAUUCAAGAAAGAUGCAACAGUAGCUCCAGAAAACGGAUUCUGGUUGAAUAUUCAACGUAGAAGUGAUGUGCAUUCUGAUCGUGAAUCUACCAUGAAUAACAGCGUUAAUUUCUAAGAUGACAGUAUAAGCAGGAAAAUAAAAUAUUUUAUAGUUAUUAAGAGAGAAAGAGAGAGAAAGAGAGAGAGAGAAUAAAUAAACAUUGUA
Molecule: messenger RNA, 2006 nt
Organism: Pseudomyrmex gracilis
Lineage: Eukaryota; Metazoa; Arthropoda; Insecta; Hymenoptera; Formicidae
Product: cytochrome P450 9e2-like
Exons: 1
Coding region: 375-1916 (513 amino acids)
Molecular function (GO): iron ion binding; oxidoreductase activity, acting on paired donors, with incorporation or reduction of molecular oxygen; heme binding
Source: RefSeq, a predicted model, not a curated record